GCCUAUACAGUCUCCGACCAUCCCUCUGUGCUCCUGACUUCAUAAAGAAAAACCUCAAAGCUAACAUUCAGUCACCUGAUCGCCUAAGGAAUCUCCAUUAACAAUCAGUUGAUUGACAAAGCGUGAAGCUUAAGCUUCAAUAGAUAGCAAGAAAGAGCGAUGGAGGAGAGCAGAAUAGCUAGCAAUGUGGCUGCUGCCAUUGUGGCUGCUCUCGACUGGAACUCUUCUCCUGAUGCCCGCAAAGCUGCCCAUGAAUAUAUCGAAGCAGUAAAAGCAGGGGAUGCACAUAUCUUGGCAAGUACGUUACUUAUUUUGGUGAGGAAAGACUGGACUUCCACAAUCCGACUUCAAGCAUUUAAGAUGCUCCAGAGUCUAGUGCGGUUGCGAUGGGAUGAAUUAAACCCCACCGACCGAAGGAAUUUUGCAAAUGUGGCUGUUGAUUUAAUGUCAGAUAUUGCAAAUCCUUGUGAAGAGUGGGCUGUGAAAAGCCAGGCUGCUGCCCAUGUUGCUGAGAUAUUAAGGAGGGAAGGCAUAACUUUAUGGAGGGAGCUUUUUCCAUCACUACUAUCUUUUUCGAACAAGGGUCCUAUACAAGCAGAGUUGGUUUCAAUGAUGCUAAGGUGGCUUCCUGAAGAUAUCACUAUUCACAAUGAAGAUUUGGAAGGUGACAGGCGGCGGGAAUUGCUACGUGGGCUUACAGAAUCUUUGUCUGAGAUUUUCCCUUUAUUAUACACUUUACUAGAAAGACACUUUGGAGCUGCGCUAGCUGAAGUAGCAAGACAACAAUUAGACAAUGCGAAAUUGCAUGUAGCAACAGUAAUAGCUACCUUAAAUGCUGUAAACUCAUAUGCUGAAUGGGCUCCCUUGCAUGAUUUGGAAAAACAUAGAAUAAUUCAUGGCUGUGGUUGCUUACUCUCUUCUCUUGACUUCCGUCUCCAUGCAUGUGAGUUUUUCAAACUCGUUUCGUCAAGGAAAAGACCUAGUGACGCUGAUUCUGAAUUUGACUCUGCCGUACGCAAUAUAUUUCAAAUAUUAAUGAACAUCUCCGGAGAGUUGCUGCAGAAAAAUAGCCCUGAUGGCAUUCUUGAUGAAAAUGAAUAUGAAUUUGCAGAAUGUGUCUGUGAAAGUUUGGUAUCAUUGGGUUCUUCAAACUUACAAUGUAUAAGUGAUAACACAACUGCUAUAUCAUCAUACCUUCAACAGAUGCUGGGAUAUUUCCAACACUGUAGGCUUGGACUUCAUUAUCAAUCUCUUCUCUUUUGGCAAGCAUUUAUGAGAGAUUUGAUUUGCAAGCUAAAGAUUGCAUCUGGUGAAAGCUCUGUUAACAAGGGCACGAUAUCAGAGCAUGCUGACAUGGGAAAGAGAAAAACUUUUUCUUGUCUUAGUGAUGAAAUGUGUAGCUCUAUGUUAAAUAUAUCUUUCCAACGGUUGCUCAGGAAGGAAAAAAUCCACCCUGGAACUUCACUUUGUCCUGGAACAUUAGAGUUGUGGAAUGAUGAUUUUGAGGGAAAAGGAGACUUCAACACAUAUCGUUCUAGGCUGCAAGAGUUGAUUCGUUUUGUUGCAACUGAAAAGCCUGUAUUAGCUGCUACAGAGGUUUCUGACAGAGUAAUGACAAUUCUUAAAACAAUGCUACUUAUGUCCACACCUGCACAGGAACUGUCUCUUCUUGAAAGCAUGCACUUGGCUCUAGAAAGUGUUGUAAAUGCAGUUUUUGAUGGACCACAUGAAUUUGAGAGAAGAAACCCUGAAGUUCAAAUUUCAUUAUGCAGAAUAUUUGAGGGUCUACUUCAACAAAUUCUUUCUUUGAAAUGGACUGAACCAACACUUGUAGAAGCCACUGUGCACCAUCUAGACGCAUUGGGACCCUUCUUAAAGUACUAUCCAGAUGCAGUUGGGAGUGUCAUAAAUAAACUGUUUGAGCUUCUGGCCUCUCUGCCUAUUUUUGAGGACCCUGCUACAAACACUGCACGCCAUGCAAGAUUGCAAAUAUGUACGUCUUUUAUUCGAAUAGCCAGAGCAGCAGACCAGAGCAUUCUACCGCAUAUGAAAGGGAUUGCAGACACAAUGUCAUUAUUGCAGAGUGAAGGUCGUUUACUUCGUGGGGAACAUAAUCUUCUAGGAGAAGCAUUUCUAGUCAUGGGAUCUUCUGCUGGGAUGGAACAGCAGAGACAAGUUCUGGCCUGGUUGCUUGAACCAUUAAGCAAGCAGUGGACACAGACUGAAUGGCAAGAUGCAUACCUUUCAGAACCAGCAGGGUUCAUUCGCUUGUGUGCAGACACGACGACUAUGUGGUCUGUUUUCCACACAGUUACAUUUUUUGAAAAGGCUCUAAAAAGAAGCGGUAUUCGAAAAGUGAAUACAACAAAUUCACAAAACUUACAAAUAUCAGAUUCUUUGCACCCAAUCGCUCCUCAUUUGUCUUGGAUGCUGCCUCCUCUUCUUAAGCUGCUUCGAGCCAUGCAUUCUCUUUGGUCUCCAUCUGUGAUGCAAACAUUACCUAGAGAAGUAAAAGCUGCAAUGAUUAUGAGUGAUGUUGAUAGAGCCAGCCUUUAUGGAAUGAACCUUAAACUUUCAAAAGGGUUCUCAAAUUCUACUGAUGGAUCUUCUUUUGAAAUGAAGGAUGGUCAACCAGAGCCAAAUGACACUAAUGUACGCAAUUGGCUGAAGGGAAUAAGGGACAGUGGGUAUAACGUGGUGGGCUUGUCAGCAACCAUCGGUAGUUCUUUUUUCAGAGGCCUAGAUUCUCAGUCCAUGACUUUAGCCUUGAUGGAAAAUAUACAGUCUAUGGAGUUCAGGCAUAUAAGACCUCUUCUUCAUUUAGCGCUGAUUCCCAUAGUUAAAAGCUGUCUUCCAGAUCUUUGGGAAGUGUGGCUUGUAAGACUGCUGCAGCCAUUACUUCUUCACACUCAACAGGCUCUUAGCUGUUCAUGGUCUGGUCUGUUACAGGAAGGGCGGGCAAAAGUUCCUGAUCUUCAUGGGAUACUUGCGGGUUCAGACUUGAAAGUGGAAGUAAUGGAAGAAAAGCUGCUUCGAGAUCUAACACGGGAAGUUUGUUCUUUGCUCUCGGUUAUUGCUUCACCAAGUUUGAAUCCCGGUCUUCCUUCAAUUGACCAUCAUGCGAACGCCAACAGGGUGGAUCAAUCGACUCUUAAGGAUUUGGAUGCUUUUGCACCAAGCUCUAUGGUUGGCUAUCUCUUGAAACACAAAAGUGUGACAGUCCCAGGGUUGCAAAUUUGUUUAGAUACUUUUAGAUGGACUGAUGGUGAAGCUGCAGCUAAAGCUUCCAUAUUCUGUGGAGCCAUAGUUGUGUUAGCCAUCUUAACAAAUAAUACAGAACUGAGAGAUUUCGUCUGUAAGGAUCUAUUUUCUGCACUGAUUGAAGGUUUAACUCUGGAAUCGAACACCUUUAUAAGUGCAGAUUUAGUUGGUCAUUGUCGCGAAAUCUUCGUUCAUCUUGGUGAUAGACACCCAGCACCGAGGCAGAUUAUACUCUCUCUUCCUCAGAUAACCUCCCAAGAUCUCCUUGCCUUUGAAGAAGCUUUGGGAAAGACCAAUAGUCCCAAGGAACAGAAACAACACAUGAAAAGUUUGUUGUUACUGGCAACAGGAAACAGGUUAAAAGCACUUGCUGCCCAGAAAACCGUGAAUGUCAUAACGAAUGUGUCAGCAAGGCAUCGCAACACAACUCCUGCCCAAGAAUCCAAAGCUGGCGAUGGAGAAGCCAUUGGCCUAGCUGCAAUUAUUAGGUAAUAUAAGAAGAAGAGUUGAGCCGACAUUGCUAUAUUUUUGUACAAACAGAAUGUUCUACUAUUGGAUACUUAUUCACCCCCACUUGGAAGUUGUUAAUGACAGGCG
Molecule: messenger RNA, 3858 nt
Organism: Cuscuta europaea
Lineage: Eukaryota; Viridiplantae; Streptophyta; Magnoliopsida; Solanales; Convolvulaceae
Source: the annotation of a GenBank genome assembly